Theobroma umbraticum is the source of this 1545-nucleotide messenger RNA. Its product is annotated as inositol oxygenase 1-like. Lineage: Eukaryota; Viridiplantae; Streptophyta; Magnoliopsida; Malvales; Malvaceae. Gene Ontology annotation, biological process: inositol catabolic process. The record is from RefSeq and is a predicted model, not a curated record. Gene Ontology annotation, cellular component: cytoplasm. Gene Ontology annotation, molecular function: inositol oxygenase activity; iron ion binding.
UCUCUUUUGCCUGUUGCCAACUUGCACCAGCUUCUUUCUUUCACUUGUUGUAAAACAAUUAUUUUAUUCAAAGAAAAUUAAUGCUUUAUAUCAUAUAAGGAAUAAAAGUUUAGAUUUUCAGGGAAGGACAAAGGAUCUGGGAAUUCUCAGGGAAGGACUUCUUCCGGCUAAUUAUAAAUACCAACUUUUUGCUUGACCUAAUGCGCAACCAACCACUCAAUUUCUAUAUCACUAGAUUUCUUGCUUAAAAUCUGUUGUUUUUCUUGGGUUCUGUUGAGUCUUGAGCUUCUGUUUUGAUUCAGGAUGACUAUCCUCAUUGAUCAACCUGAGUUUGGAGUUGAAGCAGGGUUUAACAAAGUCGAUAAUGUUGAGAAAGGAAUGGUGUUGGAUGGGGGAUUUACGGUGCCACAGACCAACUCUUUUGGCCAUACUUUUAGAGAUUAUCAUGUUGAAAGUGAGAGGCAACAGGGUGUAGAGAACUUCUACCAGACCAAUCAUAUUAACCAGACUUACGACUUUGUCAAGAGAAUGAGAGAAGACUAUGGAAAACUUAACAAGGUGGAAAUGGGCAUAUGGGAAUGCUGUGAACUUCUUAAUGAUGUAGUUGAUGAGAGUGACCCUGACUUGGAUGAGCCUCAGGUCGAACACUUGCUGCAAACAGCUGAGGCCAUCAGAAAGGACUAUCCUGAUGAGGACUGGCUGCACCUGGCAGGCCUUGUCCACGACCUUGGAAAGGUGCUUCUCCAUCCUAGCUUUGGCGGCCUACCCCAGUGGGCUGUUGUAGGUGACACAUAUCCUGUUGGUUGUGCUUUUGACAAAUCAAUUGUUCAUCACAAGUAUUUUGAGAAAAAUCCUGACUUUUAUAACUCUGCUUACAACACUAAAUAUGGAGUGUACUCUGAGGGAUGUGGACUCAACAAUGUGAUGAUGUCAUGGGGACAUGAUGACUACAUGUAUCUGGUCGCCAAAGAGAACAAUACAACACUGCCGCCAGCAGCUCUUUUCAUUAUUAGAUACCAUUCAUUCUAUGCAUUGCAUAGGUCAGAAGCAUACAAGCACCUAAUGAGUGGGGAGGAUGUUGAGAAUUUGAAGUGGCUUCAAAUAUUCAACAAAUACGAUCUUUACAGCAAGAGCAAAGUCCGGAUUGAUGUGGAAACGGUCAAGCCGUACUACCUCUCCCUCAUUGAAAAGUACUUCCCAGCAAAGUUAAGAUGGUGAAUCCUGGCUCUCUCUGACUCACCAGUUUUAUAACUCAGCGUCAGCAUGGAGGGAUGAAGAUGGUCAGUAGCUAGCUAGUUCUUAUAUAAAUAGUUCAUUUGAUGACUUUUCUGAGACGUUGUCGCUGUUGUAUUUAUAUUUCUCAGAUUUUAGGACCCUGUAUAAGAAAUAAUGUUGCAGUUUUGGUUUCAGAAUUUAUCUAUUGCCUUGUAAUAAAAGCUAUGCUAGUUGUUCACAACAACCCCCUCCUAAGUCAGUCUUGUUGUUCCCCAUCUAAAUAAUUAGAUUAAUGAGAUUAUCAUACCAGAGUAAAAGAAUUGUAAUUAA